CAGGUGUGGAGUCUAGCUACUACUUUCAAUUAUAUAACAACACUGGCAGCCAAAAGUGAAAAGCGAAUACUUCGUAGCAAAUUGAAAUAAGAACAAAUGUUGUAUUUUAAACAUAGAGCAACUUGUCUAGUGACUGGUUUCUUUUUAAUCCGCCUCCCGUGACCGGCGCCCCGCCACAGACUACAGCGUCGGCUCUCCUUCGUUCGACGAAAACAACUUUUAACCACAGCCAUUUUCCAAAUGUUUCCCUCUGGGAUGAACCCCGGCGGUCUUUUAAGUGAGUUUGAUAAAGUUUGUACAGUGCGAGUGCUCACCUUGGGACGCGGUAGGAGAUGCGUCGCUGUCAUCCUGGUCCGCCAUUUCUCGUGACGUCACACAGGAACCGGAGAACCUGCCUGGAGAACCCCAGCUCAGCCCCCCUCUUUCCUCCCUCUCAGGUGUAACAUAAGGAAGAAUGGAUGGCCACUCACCUCGCAGUCGUACAAGUCGCUGAGCUGCUCGAUGAUCCACUCCUCCAGAACCAGCCUCUUUCUCAGCUCCUUGCGGUCGUACUUGACGGUGACUUUGCCGUGCUUCUUCUGCACCGGGUCGACGUCGGGCGGCGCGCUCAGGGGCGCCGAGCCCACGCAGCCCACCCCGGGCGCGGGCUGGAAGAAGACGCGGCCGCCGGCGGCGGGCAGUGGGGCGCUCGUCUCGGUGCUGGCGGCCGACAUAGCGGGCGGGCGGCUGACUGGACUGGCUGGCGAGGCGGCGGAGUCAAGCUGCCGAGUCCUCUUCUCUGUCCGGUCAUGGCUGUCCUCUCUGUCCUCACGCCCUUCCUGGCACUGGUGCUGUGCAUGGUGACGGGUUUCCUGGUGCUGAGGAGCCGCCGCCAACACAAGAUUGUGGACCCCGGGGGGGCAACAAAAGCUGGCUUUAAACCAUGGGUGGACCAGGAUCUGCGGGAUGACAGCGAGGUCCCCACACAAGAGGAUGAAGAAGGCGAGUGGGUUGACAGCACAGAGGAUGACGAUCUCCAGCACGUGCCCUACUCACCUGAGCGUCAUCCCGAGGAAAGGAUGCUGCAGCGAUCCCAGGACUUCUACGCUCUGAUGAGCCAGCGCAGGUCAGUGCGCUUCAUCAGCUCAGAGCCGGUCCCACGGGAAGUCAUCGACAAUGUCGUCCGCACUGCAGGUACCGCCCCCAGUGGAGCGCAUACAGAACCCUGGACCUUUGUGGUAGUUUUCGACGUGGACACAAAGCAUCGGAUCAGACUGAUAGUGGAGGAAGAGGAAGAGGUGAACUACCGCCAGAGGAUGGGUGACAAGUGGGUGAAUGAUUUAGCUAAAUUAAGGACAAACUGGAUUAAGGAGUACUUGGAUGUCGCUCCAUGUUUGAUGCUGAUCUUCAAGCAGACCUACGGCGUUCUGCCGAACAAGAAAAAGAAGACACACUACUACAAUGAAAUCAGCGUGUCCAUAGCUUGUGGCAUCCUACUGGCUGCACUGCAGAACGUGGGCCUUGUGACCGUGACGUCGACGCCUCUCAACUGCGGCCCCAAACUCCGGCUCCUUCUCAAUCGACCGGCCAAUGAGAAGCUCCUCAUGCUCCUUCCUGUCGGUUACCCCGCUAAAGACGCCACCGUGCCUGACCUCAUGCGCAAGCCUCUGGAGGACAUCAUGGUGCACAUUUAAGUCUGCACAGAGAAUAUGUGAUAAUAUUUUGUCAUUAAUAAGUCAUUUGCAUUAAAGCUCUUUUAAAAGGCAGGUUCCUAUUUAGUGGUGUGUUUUAGUUUAAUCCUGCCUUCUCCUUUGUCUGCGCCUGUGUGUUCAGUAAUUUGUCCUUGGCGAGAGACGGACCUUGAGGCACACCUGCUCGUUAUUAGUAUUUAGGCUCGUCACUGACAGUUUGGCCUUGCCGGUUAAUGUAUCCCGAACCUCUCUCGUGCAUGCUUCACCUCACCAGACCUGGUACGUUGUCGCUACUUAGUCCUGAAUUCCUUAACCUCUACUUUGUUUGUUUACCGGCAACCCUGAGGUAAAGGGGGAUUAUUUUUUUGGACUCUUGCCCUGCUCAGUGUGCCCUGGCCUUAUUUCCUGCCGACCUCUGAGGAACCUAUUUUGUUCAGGUUACAUGGUGUGCGCUUCUGCCCCAUCGCCCUUAUUUAUCCCUUUUGUCUAAUUAAAUGUCUUCAUUUUUGUAAUUCCA
This is a messenger RNA of Nerophis ophidion (straightnose pipefish), 2187 nucleotides long. RefSeq names its product iodotyrosine deiodinase (gene iyd). The record is from RefSeq and is a predicted model, not a curated record. Gene Ontology annotation, molecular function: oxidoreductase activity. Bases 459 to 1673 code for a protein of 404 amino acids. The transcript has 7 exons. Lineage: Eukaryota; Metazoa; Chordata; Actinopteri; Syngnathiformes; Syngnathidae.